Molecule: messenger RNA, 1178 nt
Organism: Grammomys surdaster
Lineage: Eukaryota; Metazoa; Chordata; Mammalia; Rodentia; Muridae
Gene: Mtrfr
Product: chromosome unknown C12orf65 homolog
Exons: 3
Coding region: 14-679 (221 amino acids)
Biological process (GO): translational termination
Cellular component (GO): mitochondrion
Molecular function (GO): translation release factor activity
Source: RefSeq, a predicted model, not a curated record
AGGAGUAUAACGCAUGCGCAGACCUGGAAAACUCAGCUCCCCAGUCCUCAAUUCACUGUGGUUUACAGUCUCGCUGAAUGCUUCCGGCCGGAGGCAGGUGCAGAACCAGGUCCUGCCACACCAAGCCAUGUCUUCCACGAGCACCUGGGCUUUGCUCCGUCUCCCUGCACCACUGAUCAAGAUAUGCUCUGGGAAGUGGGGGCUCAGGCUUCAGAAGCCAGCACUGCUCUUCCCAGGAAUGGCUGCCGGUGCAGUACAAGUGGCAGGCAGGAAGGACUAUCCUGCUCUGCUUCCCCUGAAUGAGAGUGAGCUCGAAGAACAGUUUGUGAAAGGGCAUGGUCCAGGGGGCCAGGCUACCAACAAAACCAGCAACUGUGUGGUGCUCAAACAUGUGCCCUCCGGCAUUGUGGUCAAGUGCCACCAAACACGAUCUGUGGAUCAAAACAGAAAGAUAGCUCGGAAAAUCCUCCAGGAGAAAGUGGAUAUUUUCUACAACGGUGAAAACAGCCCAGUUCACAAAGAGAAGCUCGAGGCUGAGAGGAGAAAGCGAGAGAAGAAGAAAAGAGCAAAGGAGACUCUAGAGAAGAAGAAGUUGUUGAAAGAACUAUGGGAAGCAAGUCAAAACAUCACCGAGAAAAAGGCCGAUGCUGAUGGCAUACCAAGAGACUUCCGGGAAUAAAGGUGGCAGUGCCUGGCUCCAGCAUUGGAACAUCUAAAGAGAGCAUUCUGGAACUGGGCAUGCUGGUGUAUACCUACAGUCUCAGCACUUGGGAGAGCUAAGGCAGGAGGAUUGCUGCAAGGUUCAGAACAACCGCACCUAUAUAGCUAGUUCUGUAGCAGCCUUUCCUACACGGUGAGACUGUCUCAAAAUACAUAAGUAGGAGCUGCAGAAUUGAGCCUGCUGAUCUUGCAGAAGACUAAAGUGCAGUUUCCAGUACUUACAUAGGGUUGCUCACAACCUACUGCCUGUAACUGCAGCUCCAGGAGAUCCAGUGCCGCCACCUGGCCUCCACAGGAUAACAUACACUCAUAUAGACACAUAAAUAAUUUUAAGAACCUUUUAAAAAUAAAUAUUCCUCUGAUGGACUUAACAAAGUUUUUACCUGCAUGUACACAUGCAUGGCAGAAAAGGGAAUCAGAUCCCAUUACAGAUGGUUGUGAGGCACCGUAUGGUUGCU